AUGGGUGACCUCAUGAUCAUAGACACAUUCUCGCCUAUAACCAUACCUUCCCUGGCGGACCAUCGUUUCGCCAACGCCGAAGAUCUCCUUGGUGCGUCGUCGGACGACAUCGAUGAUCUCGAAAACUCCCUUCUCGCCAUGAGCUUCCUUGAUCUCGACAUCCCCACCCCACCUUCCCCACCCCAGGUCACUCUCACCUUCCCCGACGACUGGGACUGCCGCACAGCCAUCGAUGUUGCCGAGCGUCUGGCGGGACAAAGCUUUUACACUCCGAACUACUGCCCAGAGAUCAUGCUCUCGCUCCAGUCCAGGUGUAACAAGAUUAUUCCCUACCUCCACCGCAACAUCAUCCGCGAUCGCCUCCCCAAGUUCUCCGCCCUCAGCCCCUCGGGCAAGCCCCAUCGCCAGAUCCUCACCGAGAGACGGAAGCUCAAGACCCUCGAAUAUCUGUACGCCCAACGGCUCCAAGUCGCCCACCUCGAUGCAGUCAAGAGUUCGUCACCCGCCUUGUGGGGGUACAUCACCCAGUUCACAGCGGGGAUUAGCUAUGACGCUCAACUGUGGGCGCGUGUAAACGCCGUCCGUCAACCGCUUGACUCCAAUCAUCUCACCCUCACCUUUCCUCCGGGCUGGACUUGUGAGACCGUCGAGGAUGUGAUCAACCACCUCACCACCAGCCCGAUGGAUUCAAGUACAGCUCCUGGAGCACCCAGGACCCCCACCAUGGGGGAACUAUCCCAACCGAAGCUCUACUUUCGCCGCGACGGCCUCCCCAAGUUCUCCAAGGGACAUGGCUCCUCCGGUAAAGGCAGAAAGUUGACGCGUAUCGUCAAAUCCCAGCUCUUGGCCCUGGCGUUCCUCUUCGGUGAGCCUCUUUCUGUCGCUCACCUGAACACGAUCGAGCGCGAGAGCGUAGCGCUGUUCGACUACGUCACCGAACUUGGCCGCGUGGUCGAGGAACACCAGCACCUAGACGCCCCAAUUGCCGACGCCCUCGUGGGCUUCACUCUGGCAAACCGGACUUCCCACAGCACUCUACGCGUCAAGACCAUGUAUUCAGAAAGUAGCAAGCCCUGCGUCGAGGAACAGACUCGCUCCUCGACCAGUGAGUUUGAGGGCGACCUGGGUUUUGAGAGCAAGUUCGAAGUGUCCAAACUGUCUGGGAGCUCGAAGCGCAAGGUCAGUACGUCGUCUGUCCUUAACAUUCUCACGGACGACUACUCCGACUCUGAGGCGGAGUCCAGCAGCAACAAUAAGCGGCCACGCAACCAGUGA
This is a messenger RNA of Cutaneotrichosporon cavernicola, 1275 nucleotides long. RefSeq lists its product as uncharacterized. Bases 1 to 1275 code for a protein of 424 amino acids. The transcript has a single exon. The record is from RefSeq and is a predicted model, not a curated record. NCBI's taxonomy places the organism in Eukaryota, Fungi, Basidiomycota, Tremellomycetes, Trichosporonales, Trichosporonaceae.